GGCCAAGGUGUGUCUCAGAGACGCAUUCUGAUUGGUUGGCGGCAGGUGACGCCCAUCAAUUGCAGUAUAUAAUGUUGUGUUUAUGGUCGGACUGUGUAUGACAAGGUUAUAGUAUUAUUGUUCCAAGGUGUGCAUACUUUACACUCAGGCAACAUGUCGUUCGCACGGAGGGGAAAGUUUACGAUUUGUAUGUGUAUUAUUCAAGUGAUAUUUAUUAUAGUAUUUGGAGUGUUCGCAGACUAUGACCCGGCAGCGAAACCCAGACGAGAAGAUAAGAGUGCGGAAAGUACGAUCGGCAUGUAUCCAAUGUUCCAGGAUGUCCACGUGAUGAUAUUUAUCGGUUUCGGGUUCCUAAUGACCUUCCUCAAGAGAUACGGGUACUCAGCUGUCAGUGUAAACCUCUUCAUCGCCGCGGUCAUCAUCCAGUGGGCGCUCAUUGUCCGCGGUGUCAUACACCAGCUUCUACAUGGUGAAGCAAAGUUCACGAUCGGAAUCGGGGAUCUGCUGGGUGCCGACUUUGCCGCAGCCACUGUGCUGAUAUCGUUCGGGGCGGUGCUAGGAAAGACGAGUCCCCUCCAGCUGAUCGUAAUGGGCCUGAUCGAGGUGGUGUUAAGUCAAAUCAACGAGUACAUUGGACUUGAUAAACUCAGGGCGGAGGACGUAGGCGAAUCUAUGUACAUCCAUGCUUUUGGUGCUUACUUUGGUCUGGCCGCUUCCCGGGUUCUGUUUUCGGAGGAGAUAGAGAAAUCAUCAUCAAAAGAAGGAGCCGUGUAUCACUCGGAUAUCUUCUCUAUGGUCGGUACGGUGUUCUUGUGGAUCUACUGGCCCAGUUUUAAUGGCGGAGCGGCCAGUGGAGACGAACAGCACAGGGCGAUAGUGAACACCUAUCUAUCGCUCGCUGCCUGUACAGUCGUCACCUUCGCCUUCUCUAUGUGUGUCGAUAAAAGCGCCAAGUUUGACAUGGUCCACAUCCAAAACGCCACGCUGGCGGGAGGUGUGGCUGUCGGGACCACAGCCAACAUGCCACUCGACCCGUGGGGAGCCAUGCUGAUUGGUUCUGUGGCCGGAAUCAUUUCUGUCCUCGGAUACAAAUUCUUCACGCCAUUUCUGGCAAGCAAACUAAAGAUCCAUGACACAUGCGGAGUAAACAAUUUACACGGCAUGCCGGGAAUCCUGGCGGGAGUAGCCGGAGCAUGCGCAGCAGCAUUAGCAAACUAUGACAAAUGGGGAGAAAGUUUAUUUGAGAUCUUCCCCGGGAUCGCCCCUACAUACAACUCGACAGAUUAUACCAAGUACCACGACGGCCUACAGUCGGGUUGGAGUGCGGGGUUAGGACGUACUUCACACGAGCAGGGUGGAUAUCAAUUUGCGGCCCUGGGCGUUACUCUAGUAAUAGCUAUCGUAGGGGGAGCGCUGACUGGCUUGCUGAUGAAACUACCCUUGUGGGACAACCCCAGAGGUGACGGGCUGUUUGAUGAUGGCGAUUUCUUUGAGGUUGCGGAGCAGGGUUUCCCCUCUUCCGGGGAAGGUGGAAUGAACGGAAUCAAGGAGGAUACUCGAAUUCACUUAAUGGAAAAAGAGUAGACAAGAUGUAGUAAGUGGUUUCAGUAUAUCCCCCGGGCUGGUGUGUGUAAUGUGGUAGUGUGACGUCACGGCACGGAAUCCUCCGAAUCAGAUACAAGUAAGUUCCAAGUGUCAAAACGAAACGAAAGAGUAUAGACUGACCUUCUCAGACACAAGGCAUGAAUGACAGCAAUUAUAUGAAUGAUAUAAAAAUCAAAUAAUGCAAUUUAUUAAACACGACAACGAAAUAAAUUCACUAAAAUCGAAACGAAGAAAUAAGUAAAAAAUGUAUAAUAGAAGUACAUC
Mizuhopecten yessoensis (Yesso scallop) is the source of this 1869-nucleotide messenger RNA. Its product is annotated as ammonium transporter Rh type A-like. Gene Ontology annotation, molecular function: ammonium channel activity. Bases 154 to 1584 code for a protein of 476 amino acids. Gene Ontology annotation, cellular component: plasma membrane. Gene Ontology annotation, biological process: ammonium transmembrane transport; ammonium homeostasis. The transcript has 10 exons. Lineage: Eukaryota; Metazoa; Mollusca; Bivalvia; Pectinida; Pectinidae. The record is from RefSeq and is a predicted model, not a curated record.